Messenger RNA from Polistes dominula (European paper wasp), 2518 nucleotides. It is a transcript of the gene Letm1, whose product is annotated as Leucine zipper and EF-hand containing transmembrane protein 1. The record is from RefSeq and is a predicted model, not a curated record. NCBI's taxonomy places the organism in Eukaryota, Metazoa, Arthropoda, Insecta, Hymenoptera, Vespidae. Gene Ontology annotation, molecular function: calcium ion binding; ribosome binding. Gene Ontology annotation, cellular component: mitochondrial inner membrane. Gene Ontology annotation, biological process: intracellular monoatomic cation homeostasis.
AUCUGUUUUAUUACCUUCAGAAUGGAAAAUUUGUAAUGGUCGGUUAGUAUUGCAUGGUAUAGUAAAUCACGGUUCCGAGAAUAAUAGUUAAAACAUUACAAUAAUUAUUCGAAAUGAAUCCUUUGAUAUAUUCGAAAACUUUAACGAAUAAUCAUGGAAGAUUAAUUAGACAAUAUUGGUGUCUAAAAUCAUGGUAUAGUAGUAAUCAUACUAAUUCUAUUCCAAGUCUUAUAUGUAUAGAUUUAAAGAGAUCAACAUGCAAUCAAACUUCAACAGACCUUGUUCUAUUGGAUACUCAUUCAAAAAAUAUGAUGUAUCUACAAACUCGUUCAUUUUCGAGAUCUUUCAUAUACCAUGGUCAAGAACCAUCAUCUAAAAUUGAAGAAACUGUUAAAAAUAUCAAAGAACGAAAAGAAUUGAAAGAAAAAUCAAUCGAAAGUAAAUGUCAGCCUAUUGUUUCAUCGACUGAUAAAGCUUUAACAGAAAAGAAACCUCCAUUAUUGGAAAGAGUGAAAAAUGAAAUAUUACAUUAUUAUCAUGGCUUUCGAUUACUAGGAUUAGAUAUGAAAGUUUCUGCCAAAUUGAUUUGGAGAAUCUUACAGGGUAAAGAAUUAAGUAGAAGAGAACAUAGAUUGCUCGUUAAAACAACAGGAGACGUGUUUAGAUUAAUACCUUUCUCCGUAUUCAUCAUUGUACCAUUUAUGGAAUUCUUACUUCCCGUUGUAAUUAAAUUCUUUCCUGGUUUAUUGCCAUCAACAUUUCAAACAGCAGUUGAAAAGGAAGAUAAAUUGAAGCAAGCUUUAAAGGUUAAAAUUGAGAUGGCCAAAUUUUUACAACAAACGUUAGAUGAUAUGUCAUUACAAUCAUCUGAUCAUAAAUCUGAAAAAGCCAAAGAGUUUGCUGAAUUUUUUUAUAAAAUUAGAACAACCGGUAAUGUGGCGAGUAACGAAGAUAUCAUGAGAUUUAGUAAACUUUUCGAGGAUGAAAUUACUUUAGAUUCCUUAUCUCGACCACAAUUAAUUGCUUUAUGUAGAGUAUUGGACGUUCAAAGACUUGGUACUACAAACUUUUUACGUUUUCUACUUCGAAUGCGAUUAAGAAGUCUUGCUGCUGAUGAUAAGUUAAUUCAAAAAGAAGGUGUAGAUAGUUUAACGAGGAGUGAAUUACAACAAGCUUGCAGAGCACGUGCUAUGCGAGCAUAUGGAAUGCCAGAUGCUAAACUAAGAGAACAACUAUCGCAAUGGUUAGAUUUAAGUUUGAAUAUAAAAGUACCACCAAGUUUACUACUUCUAUCUCGAGCACUUAUGGUACCUGACACCAUUCCUAUGUCAGACAAAUUAAUAGCAACUAUAUCAGCAUUGCCUGAAACAGUGGUUGCACGUACUACAUGUGCCAUUGGAGAGAAAGAAGGAAAACUUGAUCUUAAAGCAAAUAUUGAAAUUAUUAAAAUGGAAGAACGUAAAAUUGAGGAAGAGAGAGAAGAACAAAAACAAAAAGAAAAGAAGGAAGCAGAACCAAUACCUAUUACUUUUAAAAAGGAAUCUAAAAAAGAUGAAAUUACAGCAACUGAUGUAAAAGUUAUUGAACAAGCCCUUGAAACACUGGACAAGGAUAAAAAGAAAAUGACUGUAGAAAAGGAAGAAUUGAAAGAGCUUAAGGAAGAGAUGGCAGAAUAUCAAGAGGAUGUUAAAGAAUUAUAUCAAAUAAAAGCUGAAGCAAAGGGUGAAGUUGAUGUUGACAAUAUUAAAAUAUCCAAAGGAGCUAACAGAUUAUUUAAUAAAAUUAACAAGAUGAUUCAGAAGGCUGAUGCAGUUUUAUUAGAACUAGAACAAUCAGAAAAACAAGUUAAAAAGAAAAUACAAUCUUUAAGUCCAGAAGAACAAAAGGAAUCUAAAACUGUUGAAGAAUUAGUCAAAAUAGAUGAACUUAUUGCAACUAUAAAACAAAUACAAAAUGUAUCAGAUCAACCUAAAAUCAAAAGAAUAGCUGAAAUAUUAAAACAAAUGGACGACGAUAAAGAUGGUGCUAUUAAACUUGAAAAUGUUUUAAAGAUUAUAGAACUUAUAGAAAAAGAAGAUGUGAAAUUAAAUAAAAAACAAUUAGAUGAACUAAUUGAAAUGAUGGAUAAGGAAGAAAUAUUAGAAGCAGAUGAGCAAAUUCAAAAAAUCUUACAAAAAGAAAGUCAAUGCUCGCAAGAAGUGCCUGUUCCACCAAUUUCACCAGUUCCUGCUACACCCGUUACAAAAGAAAAACCACUUGGAAAAGAAGAAUUAACAGAUGAUAUUUAUGAGCCUAAAAAAAAAUUUAAAAUUUCAACCAUUGAAACAAGUAGUACAGAAAAAUCAGCCGAAAUUUUAACAAGUAAUUCCAAAUCCAAUGUGGACAAUCCAUCAUUAACACCAGGUGUUCCACCUAAAACAAAACAAACAGAAGGUUCUAAACAACUAUGAUCAUCGCACAAUAAAAUAAUGAAUUAAUUUUAUUUUCAAAGUAAUUUUUUUUUUUUUUUUUUUUCAUU